AUGACGCAACUUCUCGUUCCGGCCUUGCGGUCCAACCCUGCAGCAGCGGCAGCGGCAGCGACAACAACUACGAGUAACCCGUUCUUCAAACCAUCGUCCCCAACCAAACAUAGACCCGCCAGGAACACCACCCAGGAACCCUUGUCACGAGCCCUUAGGAAUGCUGGCAACUUACUGCAUUACUUGAAAGAUGGCCUGUCGCCUGAGGAUCGCCACAACGCGAGGCUCUUGGAGGAGCGGAAGCAGAUACUGUCGGCUAGACUGCAGCAUGCUCAGACUUGGCAGCAAUGGGACAGAGCAGCCCACGAGUUAGACGAGCUCGAGGGCAAUGAGGACUGGAAGAGGGACAAUUCGACCGGAGACUACGAUCCCGACCUUAUCCAGGAGCGCCUAGAGGCUCUUGACCAAGCGAGGACCAAUUGCGACUUGCGUGCGAUGCUGCACCUUGUCCGGACCGCGUUGACCAGGGACCUCGGAGGCAUGGGCAACAUUGACUUGUACCGCCAUACCUACUCGGGGACCAAGAGGCUGAUUGAGCAGUAUGUCGACUCGGCGCUCCAGACCAUUACCGCCAUUGUCGAGCAAAGCUCUCAUCCUCUCCCCGAGGGUCUGUCGUCCAAGGACCUCCUCGACGCCACACUCUACGCCCGCCAAAGCUUUGGCCGGAGCGCUUUGCUCCUCAGCGGCGGUGGAACGUUUGGCAUGACACACAUUGGAGUCCUCAAGGCAUUGUUUGAAAAUAAUCUACUGCCGCGUAUCAUCUCGGGAGCCUCGGCGGGGUCCAUCGUUUGCUCCGUUGUCUGCACAAGAACCGACGAUGAAAUACCCCAGCUGCUGGAAGAGUUCCCGUAUGGAGACCUUGCCGUUUUUGAGGAAGAGGGCAAUGAAGAUGGUAUCAUGGAUCAUCUGCGUAGGCUCUUCACCGAGGGCAAUUGGUCUGAUAUCAAGCAUCUGACCAGGGUCAUGCGCGAUCUCUUGGGAGAUAUGACCUUUCAAGAAGCGUAUAACCGCACCCGACGAAUCUGCAACAUCUGCGUCUCUUCGGCCUCGAUACACGAGCUCCCUAGACUUUUGAAUUAUGUCACGUCCCCAAACGUCAUGAUUUGGUCUGCCGUGGCGGCCUCGUGUUCAGUGCCAUUGGUCUUUAGUGCAGCACCACUCCUAGUCAAGAACCCGAUUACGGGGCAGCAUAGUCCUUGGAAUCCAACGCCGCAAAUGUGGAUUGACGGAUCUGUCGACAAUGACCUGCCCAUGACACGACUGGCCGAGAUGUUCAACGUCAAUCACUUUAUUGUUUCCCAAGUGAACCCGCAUGUCGUUCCCUUUUUAGCCAAGGAGGAUACUCCAUACACUGCUUUUGGGGGUAGUGGAGAACCGGCCGGCGGCCAGUCAGCUUGGGUUUCCACCAUUGCAAAGUUGGCGAGGAGUGAGGCUCUUCAUCGAAUGCAGAUAAUGGCAGAGCUCGGCAUAUUUCCCAACUUGGUGACAAAGCUGAGAUCGAUUCUAAGUCAAAAAUACUCGGGCGACAUCAAUAUCGUGCCAGCCAUGGGCGUUUUGGACCUGCCCAAGAUUCUGACAAACCCGACCACGGAAUUCAUGCUUCGUUCGUGUCUUUCUGGCGAGCGAGCCACAUGGCCCAAGAUAUCGAGAGUCAGGGACCGAUGCGCUAUUGAGCUUGCUCUAGACCGAGCUGUCCAUGCUUUGAAGGCACGCGUAGUCUUUAGCAAGAGCCAGGCUGAUCUCAGGCGUAUGAUGACCGGUCACAUUGCCCAUCCUCGCGGGGGCAGCCACGAACCCCUCAAUACCAUGGUUUCGCCCAUCGAGAGUCUCAUGACGACCAAGGAGAAGCUGAGGCGGCGCCAUCGAAGGUCGAGUGUCAGUAAUUUACAGCCAACUCUUGCUCAUCGGAAGCACAUCCAUGAGGCCGACGAGGUGACGGACGACGACACUGACCAGGAGGAACGCCUCGAAAUGACAUUCAAGCUCUUACGCGCAAAGCCUAAAAUGAGGAUGAAACGAUUGCCUAAUGAUCAUACGCAAAACGGGCCCAGGACAGCUCCACACUUGCAUACUUCCAAUGAACCGAACGCCUUUGACUUUGCGACAUCGCCGUCAAGCAACCGAGGUACAUCACACUCGAACCUUUGUCCCUCGACGCCCACCAUUGCUAUCACGAAUGAGGACAAUGACGAUGCCAAGAACGAGGAGGAGGAGGAGGACGACGACGACGAUUCGCGGCCUCCCCUGAGUUGCUCCGUUGAGGAAACAGGCUCUACCCCUCUUGAGUCACAAACCUCUCAAACAGAUGAACCACCGAUUGAAAAUUCCCACGCGUCAGAUGCGGAUAUUGAUAGUUACUCUGAUCGUAGCCUUGACAAUACACGGGUCAAUAUUUCGAAACAACCAACGGUAUCUGCACAAAGCAGGCAAGCCAAAAGCUUGCGUCCAGGCCAGUAG
Pestalotiopsis fici W106-1 is the source of this 2457-nucleotide messenger RNA. RefSeq lists its product as uncharacterized. Lineage: Eukaryota; Fungi; Ascomycota; Sordariomycetes; Amphisphaeriales; Sporocadaceae. Gene Ontology annotation, molecular function: triacylglycerol lipase activity. The record is from RefSeq and is a predicted model, not a curated record. Gene Ontology annotation, biological process: lipid metabolic process. The transcript has a single exon. Bases 1 to 2457 code for a protein of 818 amino acids.